AUGGAGUUGGCCAAGUUAUCCGGCCUCCUAUUGGCCUUAGUAAGCUCGACUGUUGCGGACUGUACUUUGAAUGACUUCAAUGUAACAGUUGGAGGGCGAGCCCAGCAUUUAACCCCUUUCUCCUUGCCCUGUUUCUCCAGCUACAAUGGGGAACCGGUGGCUCCCGACAAUGCUGCCUGCGCUGCUAUCCAAGAAAACCACUCGGAUCCGUGGCUGCGAACCAAUUCUCCCAAUGGUUACAUGAACAACCAGGAUGAGAUGUGGGCAUCCGAUCCUAGUGAUCAGUGCCUCCUUGAUAGUAGCAACCCGACGGAUCCCCUAGCGUUCUUGAACGCCACCUGUCGCCAGGGCAAUCUACCCUCGCACUAUCUUGAAGUGCAGAGCGAAACGGAUGUGAUUGAAGCUUUCAAGUUCUCCAGCUGCUCUGGCAAGAAACUCGUCAUCAAAAAUAGUGGCCAUGAUUACCUCACCCGCAGCAGUGGUCGUGACACGCUAUCUCUUUGGACGCGAAACCUGCGAUCUCUGCACUACAGUGCGGACUUUGCUCCCCGCGGCGCCAAAAACACCGCUCACAGAUAUAAAGCUAUCACUGUCGGCGCUGGAGUCAACUUCGACGAGGCGUACGAAUUUGCACAAAAAAACAACGUAACCAUACUUGGCGGCUACUCAUCCACCGUCGGCGUCUCAGGCGGUUGGGUACAAAACGGCGGUCAUUCCAUCUUGAGUCCCGUGUACGGUCUCGGCGUGGACCGUGUCCUCGAGUUCAAGAUUGUUACCCCAGACGGUGUCUACCGCACCGCCAAUGAAUUCCAGAACGCCGACCUUUUCUGGGCCCUCCGCGGUGGCGGCGGUGGAACCUUUGGCGUAGUCCUCGAAAGCACUCACCGUGUCGAGCCUGCUAUCCGUUUUGUCGCUGCCAACAUCAAGUUCCCCACCACCUCCACGAACAUGCUUCCAUUCAUGGAGAUUGUUGUCAACAACACCCUGAAAUGGGGACAGGAAGGAUGGGGCGGCCACAUCACCGGUAACACUCUCGUCAACAUCUCUCCGUUCCUCUCCACCGAGCAAGCCGAGGUCUCCCUGGCAAGCGUAAUCGCCUACGCCAAAGCAAACGGCGGCUCCGCCACCAUCGAAGAGUUCACGUCUUGGUACCCCUUCUACGAGAAAUACGUCAAGACCAGCUCCGUCGCCGUCGGCGUCACUCGCUUCCCCGGAAGCCGACUGAUCCCCCGCUCUAUCUUCGAGACUGAAGAGGGUCGCACGAACCUCAUGGAUUACUUUGCAACCAUCAAAUCACUGGGUCAGACACCUUACAUUCCCGUCGUCGGACCAGUGCUGUACAACUAUACCGAGGGAUCCACCAGUGCCACUCCCGCCUGGCGUGAGGCUAUCUGGGAAUUGGGAUCCGGUGCCUCCUGGGAGUGGAACGCUACCCUUCCCACCCGGAAACAGAAGAUCGCGUCCAUUCAGAACAUGACGGCCGUGAUUGAGGGUAUUACCCCUGGCAGUGGUGCAUACAGCAACGAGGCCAACCCGUUCACGACUGAUUGGGUCGAGGCGUGGUGGGGUGAUAACUAUGAGAAAUUGGUGAACAUUAAGAACAAAUAUGAUCCCCAAGGUUUGUUGAGCUGCUGGAAGUGUGUUGGCUGGAAGGAUUCGCAGGUUGCCGAUUCAUCCUUCGCUGCGCUUCUUUGA
Molecule: messenger RNA, 1695 nt
Organism: Penicillium verrucosum
Lineage: Eukaryota; Fungi; Ascomycota; Eurotiomycetes; Eurotiales; Aspergillaceae
Product: putative isoamyl alcohol oxidase
Exons: 1
Coding region: 1-1695 (564 amino acids)
Molecular function (GO): FAD binding; oxidoreductase activity
Source: RefSeq, a predicted model, not a curated record